AUGUCCAUGUCAACGGUUUCCGAGAAUAAUAUCCCCACUAUUCGGGGUGGCCAUGAACAAGCCCGUCCACGAAUUACACAGCCUCUGGAAUACUCAGGGAGUCUGGAUCUAUAUUUUCAUCAGGACCUCACCCCUGUGAUCGGUACAGAAUAUAAGGGAAUUCAAGUUGCAGAAAUUCUGCAAUCGAAGCAAAGUGACCAGAUUAUCAAGGACUUGGCAGUAUCUAUUUCAAAACGGGGAGUUAUAUUUUUGCGCAAUCAAGAUGUGACACCACACCAAAUGCGGGAAUUUGGGGAGAAACUAACCCUUCUCGCAGGAUGCCCCGAGUCAUCAGGUCUCCAUGUCCAUCCUCUGACGGAAGAGGGAAGUGAGCUUGGGGAUCAAAUUAGCAUCAUCAGCAGCGAGAAGCAGAAGAGGGGAGGCGGUCUCACACGUCAGCUCAGUGACACUAGCCGAUUUUCUUCAGUAGGGUGGCAUACCGACAUUAGUUUUGAGCUCGUCCCAUCUGACUACGCUAUGCUCAAAAUUCACACUCUCCCUCAGACAGGAGGAGACACUCUCUGGGCUUCAGGUUACGAGAUAUAUGAUAGGCUAUCGCCGGAAAUGGCUGCAUUCCUGGAAUUGUUGACAGCCACACAUGACGCUACCUUUUUCCAUGAUGAGGCGCGGAGAUUGGGUAACCCAUUGCGAAGGGGAGCCAGAGGGUCGCCCCUGAACUACGGCGAGAAGCUGACUGCAACUCACCCCGUCAUCAGAACUAAUCCCGUGACGGGUUGGAAGUCUGUAUACGUAAACAAAGGAUUUACCAAACGCAUCAACGGCGUUACAAAAGACGAGUCAGAUGUGCUCCUCAGUUAUCUGUUCAAUCUUGUGACCCAAAAUCAUGACGCCCAAGUUCGAUUCAAAUGGGAAAAAAACGACAUGGCAAUCUGGGAUAACAGGUCCACCUGGCAUUGCGCUACAUACGACUAUGUCGAGGCCCGGGCUGGCGAUCGGGUUUGCAGUUUAGGAGAAGCUCCUUAUUUAGAUCUCCAGUCUACAUCGAGAAGGCACGCCCUGCGGGGAGCUUAA
This is a messenger RNA of Aspergillus tanneri, 1071 nucleotides long. Its product is annotated as TauD/TfdA dioxygenase family protein. Gene Ontology annotation, cellular component: cytoplasm. The record is from RefSeq and is a predicted model, not a curated record. The coding region runs from base 1 to 1071 and encodes 356 amino acids. Gene Ontology annotation, molecular function: 2-oxoglutarate-dependent dioxygenase activity. Lineage: Eukaryota; Fungi; Ascomycota; Eurotiomycetes; Eurotiales; Aspergillaceae. The transcript has 5 exons.